AUGGAGGAGCGUGGCGGUGCCCAGCCGGCCGCGGGCUACAGCUGCCUGGGCCCGGGUGCUGGACGCGGCAGCGGCAACUUGUGGGCGCCGGAGGACGCCUGGAUGUGCAGCCACCCUAAGUAUUUAGAGAUGAUGGAAUUAGACAUAGGAGAGGGUACAGCCCAUGUUUACAUAACAUUCUUGGUUUACCUGGAUCUCAUGGAGAGUAAGAGUUGGCAUGAAGUCAACUGUGUGGGCUUACCAGCACUCCAACUCAUCUGCCUCGUUGGCACUGAGAUAGAAGGAGAAGGGUCACAGACUAUAGUGCCUACACCCAUCAGUGCCUCCCUCAGCCACAAGAGGAUAAGGGAGCUCAUAACGGCAUCUCGAAAAUUGCAAAGUGACCCGGAUUUGCCGAUGUCGUUUACUUUGGCCAUAGUGGAGUCUGAUUCCACAAUAGUCUACUCCAAGCUCACUGAUGGCUUUAUGCUGCCAGACCCAAAGAAUAUUUCACUUAGAAGAUGA
Echinops telfairi (small Madagascar hedgehog) is the source of this 504-nucleotide messenger RNA. RefSeq names its product tRNA-splicing endonuclease subunit Sen15-like. Lineage: Eukaryota; Metazoa; Chordata; Mammalia; Afrosoricida; Tenrecidae. Gene Ontology annotation, biological process: tRNA splicing, via endonucleolytic cleavage and ligation. Gene Ontology annotation, molecular function: nucleic acid binding. The coding region runs from base 1 to 504 and encodes 167 amino acids. The record is from RefSeq and is a predicted model, not a curated record. The transcript has a single exon.